Coregonus sp. 'balchen' is the source of this 4721-nucleotide messenger RNA. NCBI's taxonomy places the organism in Eukaryota, Metazoa, Chordata, Actinopteri, Salmoniformes, Salmonidae. The record is from the annotation of a GenBank genome assembly.
AUCCGGCGUCGGAGACCAACACCUGCAACACUGUUCAGAGUGGCAGACCAGGGUUCUCCUGAGGAUGAUCAGUCUACCCAUCAGGUAACAGAGCGCCCCUAGUGCCUUGGAGGAUAACUGCAUGUCACCCUAUAGUCAUAUGAAUGGUCGCAUUAUUUCAAAAUUGUAGGCUUCAUUCAACUUCUUCUUCCUUCCACAGUGGGUUGUAGGAGAAAAUGGGGUACUGAAGCCCAAGCGAGUCAACCCAAAUGUGUAUCAGCCACCAUCCCUGAAAGGUAUGAGUACAGUGGGGAAAAAAAGUAUUUAGUCAGCCACCAAUUGUGCAAGUUCUCCCACUUAAAAAGAUGAGAGAGGCCUGUAAUUUUCAUCAUAGGUACACGUCAACUAUGACAGACAAAAUUAGGAAAAAAAAUCCAGAAAAUCACAUUGUAGGAUUUUUAAUGAAUUUAUUUGCAAAUUAUGGUGGAAAAGAAAUAUUUGGUCAAUAACAAAAGUUUCUCAAUACUUUGUUAUAUACCCUUUGUUGGCAACGACACAGGUCAAACGUUUUCUGUAAGUCUUCACAAGGUUUUCACACACUGUUGCUGGUAUUUUGGCCCAUUCCUCCAUGCAUAUCUCCUCUAGAGCAGUGAUGUUUUGGGGCUGUCACUGGGCAACACGGACUUUCAACUCCCUCCAAAGAUUUUCUAUGGUGUUGAGAUCUGGAGACUGGCUAGGCCACUCCAGGACCUUAAAAUGCUUCUUACGAAGCCACUCCUUCGUUGCCCGGGUGGUGUGUUUGGGAUCAUUGUCAUGCUGAAAGACCUAGCCACGUUUCAUCUUCAAUGCCCUUGCUGAUGGAAGGAGGUUUUCACUCAAAAUCUCAUGAUACAUGGCCCCAUUCAUUCUUUCCUUUACAACGGAUCAGUCAUCCUGGUCCCUUUGCAGAAAAACAGCCCCAAAGCAUGAUGUUUCCACCCCCAUGCUUCACAGUAGGUAUGGUGUUCUUUGGAUGCAACUCAGCAUUCUUUGUCCUCCAAACACGACGAGUUGAGUUUUUACCAAAAAGUUAUAUUUUGGUUUCCUCUGACCAUAUGACAUUUCUCCCAAUUCUCUUCUGGAUCAUCCAAAUGCACUCUAGCAAACUUCAGACGGGCCUGGACAUGUACUGGCUUAAGCAGGGGGACACGUCUGGCACUGCAGGAUUUGAGUCCCUGGCGGCGUAGUGUGUUACUGAUGGUAGGCUUUGUUACUUUGGUCCCAGCUCUCUGCAGGUCAUUCACUAGGUCCCCCCGUGUGGUUCUGGGAUUUUUGCUCACCGUUCUUGUGAUCAUUUUGACCCCACGGGGUGAGAUCUUGCGUGGAGCCCCAGAUCGAGGGAGAUUAUCUGUGGUCUUGUAUGUCUUCCAUUUCCUAAUAAUUGCUCCCACAGUUGAUUUCUUCAAACCAAGCUGCUUACCUAUUGCAGAUUCAAUCUUCCCAGCCUGGUGCAGGUCUACAAUUUUGUUUCUGGUGUCCUUUGACAGCUCUUUGGUCUUGGCCAUAGUGGAGUUUGGAGUGUGACUGUUUGAGGUUGUGGACAGGUGUCUUUUAUACUGAUAACAAGUUCAAACAGGUGCCAUUAAUACAGGUAACGAGUGGAGGACAGAGGAGCCCCUUAAAGAAGAAGUUACAGGUCUGUGAGAGCCAGACAUCUUGCUUGUUUGUAGGUGACCAAAUACUUAUUUUCCACCAUAAUUUGCAAAUAAAUUCAUUAAAGAUCCUACAAUGUGAUUUUAUGGAUUUUUUUUUUCUCCAUUUGUCUAUCAUAGUUGACGUGUACCUAUGAUGAAAAUUACAGGCCUCUCUCAUCUUUUUAAGUGGGAGAACUUGCACAAUUGGUGGCUGACUAAAUUCUUUUUUCCCCCACUGUAUAACUGAGUGAGUAAGUAGUGUAUAUGUCCUCUGUAUGGUGAAUGAUCCCUGUGUUGAUACUGUGUUUUACCUUGCUUGACUGUACUGUUGCCUCCUGCUUAUAUUAUUCGUGAAAUGGGGGAAGUGGGGUAAGAUGCAUGUGACAAAUUAAUGCAACUCAUGUCAAUCAGUUUGUCUCUUUAUUAGGAUACGUACCAUACAUUAUAUACGUGCAAGAGGGAUUUCUUCUAUAGAAAUAAAUACAACUGUUUUGCUUCUAUGCACAUAGAUAGAGAGAAGAGAGAGAGAGAGAGAGAGAGAGAGAGAGAGAGAGAGAGAGAGAGAGAUAGAGAGAGAGAAGAGAGAGAGAGAGAGAGCUAGAAGAGAGACGAGAAGAGACGAGUAGAUAGAGAGAGAGAGAAGAGCGAGAGAGAUAUGAGAGAGAGCGAGAGAGAUAUAGAUAGAGAAGAGAGAGAGAGAGAGAGAGAGAGAGAGAGAGAGAGAGAGAGAGAGAGAGAGAGAGAUUAGAGAGUGUGACAGCUGUGAGCAUUGAAGUGUGGAGCCCUGUGCAGCCUGAUCGAUCCAGGAUUUACCAAAGAGCGUAUACAGCUGCAGAAUGACAAACACACACACACACCACACAAUACACACAUAACACAAACACACCACCACCACACAAGUUUUCCUAAAUGUUGCUGCUUCAAUACUUGUUGCUGCAUUCAGAGCUCCUAAACGAGAGUAAGUAAGCUAGUCUGACGCAGAAAAAAAUCUAUUUGAGGCUUUGUCGUAGAUGUUCAUUAAAAGGCGGUGAUUACUGUGGUGCUUGUAGAGUGUAGAGCGUUAUUAUAAUAACCCAGUCGGUGUUCCUGUAUCCAGUAUUCCAUCCUUCAGUAGCUCUCAGCCAUGCUCAUGGAGAGAGAGAGAGAGAGUAUAUCGAGAUCGAGAGAGAGAGAGAGAGAUCGAGAGGAGAGAGAAGAGAGAGAGAGCUAUGAGAGAUAGAGCGAGAGAGAGAGAUAGGUGAUAGAUCUAGAUAUAUAGCGAUAGAUAGAUAGAGAGAGAUCUCUCUCGCGUACUCGAUUCGAGAUUCUCUCUCUCUCUCUCAUCUAGAUCUCUAUCUUUCUCUGCCUCUCUCUCUCUCUCUCUCUCUCUCUUCCCAGCAUUCCACGUUUACGCUACCUACAAUAGAGGUAUUGUAGAGAGUCACUGUUGAUUCAGCAUUUUUCGAGUCACUGAACAAGGACCAGACAAUCGAGAAAUUAAAGGAUUAAAAACAAAUGCGGGAAAGAGAAAGGAUGUAUAAUACCAAUCCAUAACAAACUACAAAACAUGAAAGUGCUGGCUAUUCUGCCUCUCAAUUUGUCUGUCUGUCUGGGUUGGUGGUUGGCUUGCUGGCUGCUUAUCUGUCUGUCUGGAAUGCAUCUGAAAGCCCCGUAUGAAGCAUGGUAACGUUGACAGUGUUGAAUUCCUGGUAAACCCAAACAACCUAUCCCUCUCUCCCUUUGUCCCUGUGUUUGUCCCUGUGUGUGUUCCUGUGUAUCCUGUGUAUGUGUAUGUGUGCGUCCAGCCGUCCAGAAGAUGGCUGAGGCACACAUGCAGAACCUGGGUGUCUACCCCCCCUUGGAAGACCCCUUUGAGGGGGAGGAGUACAACGACUACCCCUGUCAUGAGGAAAGGGAGGAAAGAUUCCCCACCAAAGCUGCUGGUGAGAUAGGGAUUCCAUACACUGUCAACCAGUAACACACUAUAUACACUCACUCAUAUAAAUAGUUGCAUUGAUGCUUUGACCAAUGGUAGAACCUGCUUACAUGUUUAGCUGUGUGUACAGCCGUUGUUAUUCAGUGCCCACUUUUAAGUCAAAUGGGCUGAACGCACUAUGCCACCUUCAUGGUUUUAAAAUAGCAGGGCCUCAGAUAAACACUUCUCUACAAACAAGUAGCAGUGGUGUUAUAUUAGCACAUAUUAGCAUCACUCCACCAGGCAGACCUCCCUGAGCUCCCAUCCUGCCCUGUGCCAGUCAGAGGCCAGAGAUGCCAUGGCUAACAGGCUAACAGUCUAUCUGCUCUCUCUGUGGCAUCAGUACUGAUGCUGGGCUGCCAGCCCAGAUGGCAUAGCUUCCUAAUGAAAUCCCUCCUGUAGCAUCGUUAAACGCUGUUUCAUUGGCUGUUACUGUCAUCAUUUUCCAAUAAAUCUGUAGUUUGAUCGCAACACGGCUACAGAGUAGCUGUAGUGUCACACAUCGAGAGACAGGGACUCUUAAAGAUACAUUGAAGUAGACAGUGAUUAUCAUCACUGGAGCAAUUGCUUAAUUAGGCCUGCAUACACAUGCACAUUUACACAGAAGUCACUUUCAUAUGCACUGGUAUGAUUCAGACCUGUAUACCAUAUACCAUAUGUGCACACACAUGUACUUCUACACACACACUCACAGGAGGCACAUGCCUGACCAGGAAAAUGACAGGUAGAACCAGAUUACCAUAGACUGGUUUGGGAGUAGAGUUAUUAUGAUGUCCCAUGAAUUGAUGAACCUGUUUUCCCUAGUGUUGUUGGUUUACCUUCCCUGCAUGUCUUUUAUACAACAUCAAAAUCCACAAAUCUAAGUAGUCAUCAAGCUUACUUGUGUAAAAGGUUAGUGGUUUGAUUCGAAGGAGACCAGUGUGUACUGCUGUUCUUUGACAUCACCUCUUGUCUCCUUAGAUCCCCAAGCGACCAGCACCAUAGACCAAUCAGAGAAGCCGGAGGAAGAGGAAGAGGAGGAAGAGAAAGAGAAAGGAGAGGAGAAAGAGGAGGAAAAGACGGAAGAAAAGUCAGAGGAGAAGGCAAAGAAAGUGCGCAAAAGUGUAAAGUUUUAA